Kogia breviceps (pygmy sperm whale) is the source of this 1386-nucleotide messenger RNA. The record is from RefSeq and is a predicted model, not a curated record. NCBI's taxonomy places the organism in Eukaryota, Metazoa, Chordata, Mammalia, Artiodactyla, Physeteridae.
AUGCACACUGGUGAAAAACGCUAUGAGUGUGAUGACUGUGGAGGGACUUUCCGGAGCAGCUCGAGCCUUCGAGUCCACAAGAGGAUCCAUACUGGGGAGAAGCCGUAUAAGUGUGAGGAAUGUGGGAAAGCCUACAUGUCCUACUCCAGCCUUAUAAACCACAAAAGCACCCAUUCUGGGGAAAAGAACUGUGAGAAGCCCUAUGAAUGUGACAUCUGUGGGAAAACCUUCAGUAAUAGCUCUGGCCUUAGAGUCCACAAAAGGAUUCACACAGGGGAGAAGCCCUAUGAAUGUGAUGAGUGUGGGAAGGCCUUCAUUACUUGCAGAACACUUCUAAAUCAUAAAAGCAUCCACUUUGGAGAUAAACCUUAUAAAUGUGAUGAGUGUGAGAAAUCGUUUAAUUAUAGCUCUCUCCUCAUUCAGCAUAAAGUCAUCCACACUGGAGAGAAACCUUAUGAAUGUGAUGAAUGUGGGAAGGCCUUCAGGAACAGCUCAGGCCUUAUAGUGCAUAAAAGGAUCCACACAGGAGAGAAACCUUACAAAUGUGAUGUCUGUGGCAAAGCAUUCAGCUAUAGCUCAGGCCUUGCAGUCCAUAAAAGCAUUCACCCUGGGAAGAAAGCCCAUGAAUGUAAGGAGUGUGGAAAAUCAUUCAGUUAUAACUCGCUUCUUCUUCAGCAUAAAACGAUUCACACUGGAGAGAGACCUUAUGUAUGUGAUGUGUGUGGAAAAACUUUCAGAAACAAUUCAGGACUCAAAGUCCACAGGCGGCUUCAUACUGGGGAAAAACCAUAUAAGUGCGAUGUGUGUGGAAAAGCCUAUAUCUCACGCUCUAGCCUUAAAAACCACAAAGGAAUACAUCUUGGGGAGAAGCCCUAUAAAUGUAGUUAUUGUGAGAAAUCCUUCAACUACAGCUCUGCCCUUGAACAGCAUAAAAGGAUUCAUACAAGGGAGAAACCCUUUGGGUGUGAUGAGUGUGGAAAAGCCUUCAGAAAUAAUUCAGGCCUUAAAGUACAUAAACGAAUCCACACUGGGGAGAGACCUUACAAAUGUGAAGAAUGUGGGAAAGCCUACAUCUCACUCUCAAGCCUUAUAAAUCAUAAAAGUGUACACCCUGGGGAAAAGCCCUAUAAGUGUGAUGAGUGUGGAAAAGCCUUCAUCACAUACCGAACCCUUAUAAAUCACAAAAAAAUUCAUCUUGGGGAGAAACCCUACAAAUGCGAUGUGUGUGAGAAAUCUUUUAAUUACACCUCACUCCUUUCUCAACACAGAAGGGUUCACACUAGAGAGAAACCUUAUGAAUGUGACAGCUGCCACCCUACACCUGAGAAGAGCCUGCCCCAGGUAGCCAUUGGCCCAGAGGAUGAGAGACAAGUGGAGCAGCCUUAA